UUCUUAAGUCCUAUAUUUGGACUUAAAACCAGGUUCUUAAGUCCCAAACUUAAGGACCUGGUCCUAAGUCCAAAUAUAGAACUUAAGGAGCUGGUCCUAAGUCCCAGACUUAAGAACCUAGUUCUAAGUCCCAGACUUAAAGACCUGGUUCUAAGUCCCGGACUUAAGAACCUGGUUCUAAGUCCCGAACUUAAGAGCAUAGCUCUAAGUCCCAGACUUAAGGACCUUGUUCUAAGUCCUGGACUUAAGAACCUAGUUCUAAGUCUCGGACUUAAGGGCCUAGUUCAUAAGUCCAAAUCUAGGACUUUAGAAGAUACAAUAAAUGUUCCAAGCAUUUCGGGAAAAUACUUACCAACAGAAAACAAACUU
Dentiscutata heterogama is the source of this 369-nucleotide messenger RNA. The record is from the annotation of a GenBank genome assembly. NCBI's taxonomy places the organism in Eukaryota, Fungi, Glomeromycota, Glomeromycetes, Diversisporales, Gigasporaceae.